Aspergillus bombycis is the source of this 1749-nucleotide messenger RNA. Its product is annotated as MATE family efflux transporter. Gene Ontology annotation, molecular function: xenobiotic transmembrane transporter activity; antiporter activity. The transcript has 3 exons. The record is from RefSeq and is a predicted model, not a curated record. NCBI's taxonomy places the organism in Eukaryota, Fungi, Ascomycota, Eurotiomycetes, Eurotiales, Aspergillaceae. Bases 1 to 1749 code for a protein of 582 amino acids. Gene Ontology annotation, cellular component: membrane. Gene Ontology annotation, biological process: xenobiotic detoxification by transmembrane export across the plasma membrane.
AUGGGCCGCGGUAAUACUCCGCGUUCAGCGGAGGACCAAGCCUUACAUGGCCGCUUCCUAUCUAGCUCCCCGCUCGCCGAGGCCGCAAUUGCUCGAGAUUUAGAGAAUUAUGCAGAUGACGAGGGCUCAAUGAUUACUACUGACGAUGAGGCUUCCGAAACAUCCACUAUUCGCGCGAUAAACAGUCAGCCCGGCACGAACCCCCAUUCUCUAGCUGGAUCAUACCGUCGCCCUAGCUUCUUCACUACGGUCUCCCAUGCGACGGUUGUACCAUAUACUGGAGAAAGAGAGAGGCUGACACGCAGGGAACGCGAACGCGCCAUUGAGGAUGAAAGGGAUCUUCUCAGCGAUAAUAAUGUCAUGGAGGCGAGGGCGAAGCGGCGUGUAACCCCAACUAGUGCACCUUCAGGAGAAACUACAGCGCUCCUAGGGAGCCGAGUAGGUGGCCGCGAAUACAAUGCCACGGACGAUGAAGAGGUUGACAGGAAAUGGGAAGAGGCUGUCGCAGCUGGGUUAAUUCACACAACGUGGAGACGGGAAGCACGGGUGAUCGGUAAAAACGCUGCUCCAUUAAUGGUCACUUUCCUGCUCCAAUAUUCGUUGACAGUAGCCAGCAUUUUCACCCUAGGCCAUCUGGGCAAGAAAGAGCUUGGUGCAGUGAGUUUAGCUAGCAUGAGUGCGAACAUUACAGGAUAUGCAGUAUACCAAGGUUUAGCAACCAGUUUAGACACUCUGUGUUCACAGGCAUAUGGUUCUGGAAGGAAGAAGUUGGUAGGCUUGCAAAUGCAAAAGAUGGUGUUUUUCCUUUGCACCAUUACUGUCCCGAUUGCUGUACUGUGGUUCUUUGCAGACAGAAUUCUCAUGAAGAUUGUCCCGGAGAAGGAUGUCGCCGCACUUGCUGGCUUGUACUUGAAGGUUGUCAUCUUGGGGGCGCCUGGAUACGCUUGCUUUGAGAGCGGGAAGCGUUAUGUGCAGGCUCAAGGACUCUUUUCGGCUUCGCUAUAUGUUUUACUUAUAUGCGCACCUCUAAACGCCUUCAUGAACUGGCUGUUUGUUUGGAAAUUCCAAUGGGGUUUUGUUGGCGCCCCUAUUGCAGUAGCUAUUACAGACAAUCUGAUGCCGCUAUUCUUGUUCCUUUAUGUGUAUUUCAUUGACGGCGCGGAAUCAUCGUCGUACCUCGGCACAACCCCCUUGGCUGCUCAGUCGGUUCUGUCGACCAUCGCCAGUAUCACGUUCCAAAUUCCUUUCCCCCUGUCAAUUUCCGGCAGUACCCGCGUUGCAAACCUGAUCGGAGCAACUCUUGUUGGUCCCGCCAAGAUCUCAGCCAAGGUGACAAUGGGGUAUGCUGUCAUCGUAGGGAUGCUCAACAUGCUGCUGCUCUCCUCCCUGCGUUCAUACAUCCCACGACUAUUUACCCCAGAAGAAGAAGUGAUCGAGCUCGUAGCACAGGUCCUUCCAUUGUGUGCAGCGUUCCAGUUAUUUGACGCCCUCGCAGCUAACUGCAAUGGUAUCCUUCGUGGAAUUGGCAGACAAGAGAUAGGCGGUUACGUCCAGCUCUUUUGCUACUAUGCAGUUGCAAUGCCCAUUAGCUUCGGGACCACAUUUGGAAUGGGUUGGGGCUUACUGGGACUCUGGUCCGGGGUUGCUCUUGCCCUUCUCUUGGUAUCAGUGAUCGAGGUGAUCUUCCUGAUACAAACUGAUUGGAACCGUUCGGUCCAAGAUGCUAUUCAGAGAAACGCAAUGGCAUAG